AUGGGUGGAAUAAGUGAUACGAAGGAAACCGUUGAAGAGGUGUCACUACUCGAAGAACCAAAGUCCUCUGGUGAGAAGAAAGUGGAAAAUGUGGUCGAGGUCGCCUCGGAAUCUCAAACUAAUAUGAAAAAAAACGAAAAAUCGGUGGACAGUGAAAAAACGGCCGAAAUAAGGCAAGAAUUAAAGGAGAAAGUGGAUGAUGCCGAGUUAUUAGAGUCAGCAAAGUCUGCUGAGCCAGAUUCUGUGCCAAAAGGGGGAAUUAGCGAUUUAAAACCAUCAGAGCCAGCUAAGUCUGCUGUGUCUGACGAGUCUCCAAAAAUUUCGGACGCCAGAAGCCCUGAAACCCCCGAAUAUUCUGAUGAGGAACGCCCACCUUUGCCAGAACGCAACAGCUCCAGAACACAGGUCUCGCAAAACCCAAUCUUGGCAGAGCUCACAGAGGCUUUCCCCAAUAUCGAGACCAAAUACGUAAAAGCCGUGCUGAUCGCCUCACAGGGUGUUCUGGAUCCCGCUUUUAACGCUUUGCUGUAUCUGUCAGAUCCCACGUUCGAGGCUGAAGCGUCUGUUCCCAGUGCUCCGGCUGUAGCCGAGGGGCAGGGGUUGGCCAGGCCUCCCAAAGUGGGUCAAACACAGCUAGAACAAGACGAGAUGCUGGCUCGUCAGCUCGACGCCCAAUUCAACAAAUCUCGCACUCGCUCCAGCCGCCACAGAGGGCAAGAGAACCAAGGUGCUCAGUCCAUGGAGGACGAGCGGGCUGCACGCGAAAAUCGGAUUCGUCGUCGCCAAAGAGACUACGAGAGACGCACCACGCAGGGACAAAGACCCAUGAAUGCGGAGGAGCAAAGGUAUUACGACGAGUUGGGCCGUGAAGCCAGUGACGAUGACUUUUUGAGCCAAUUUGUCGAGAAAGACCUUCCUGAAAUUCGUAACAAGGUAAAUCGACAAGUGCAAGAGACCGGUAAAAAAGUCAAUGAGUGGUUUUCCGGAAUCCGCAGGACUUGGACCCAAGAGCAACAGCCUCAGAGCUCGAAGUAUGCAGACUACCCGGAAUUUUCUUCAGGACGCGAAAACUCUACUCAACAGCCCCAAAGGAUGUCCUCGUCCAACAGGUCUUCUGGUUCGGAAUAUGAGAACUAUAUUAGACCCGAAAACAGAAAAGUGCGGUUCAACUCUUUUGGAGCAAUGGAGGGCGACGAUAGCGUUGACACUUCGCAACGCUUGGCCAGCCAUGGUAUUUCCAUAUACAACAAACAGGACUCGCACGAAGGAGGUCGCGAUGACGAAGACGUUGCUCCUCAAUUGCCUGUGAGAAACAAGCAAACCGAGGUCCAGCCUGAAACGACCUACAUCGACACACCAGAGGCUGCUACUCGCAAAAAGUGGCAACCACUUCCUCCUGAGCCUAUUAAUUUGACACCAAGCAAAGUUCACGCUACUGCCAGCAAAGACAAGAAGGAAAACGCAGCUUACGAGGACGAUGAAAACGAUUUUCUCAUUAACAGCGACGACGAGCUAUAG
This is a messenger RNA of Lachancea meyersii CBS 8951, 1518 nucleotides long. NCBI's taxonomy places the organism in Eukaryota, Fungi, Ascomycota, Saccharomycetes, Saccharomycetales, Saccharomycetaceae. The record is from the annotation of a GenBank genome assembly.